Helobdella robusta is the source of this 927-nucleotide messenger RNA. RefSeq lists its product as hypothetical. The coding region runs from base 1 to 927 and encodes 308 amino acids. Gene Ontology annotation, molecular function: protein domain specific binding; phospholipid binding. The transcript is spliced from 8 exons. The record is from RefSeq and is a predicted model, not a curated record. Gene Ontology annotation, biological process: intracellular protein transport; regulation of Arp2/3 complex-mediated actin nucleation. NCBI's taxonomy places the organism in Eukaryota, Metazoa, Annelida, Clitellata, Rhynchobdellida, Glossiphoniidae. Gene Ontology annotation, cellular component: trans-Golgi network membrane.
AUGGGACGUGAUAGAAAAAAUCGGUUUGCAUAUUUGAAAUCAGCAUGUUCAAAUGGUUACACUUUUAACUUAGAUGGAUUAUUGUAUGCCAAGAUAUCUGCAAAAAAAGACAUUUCUAAUGAUGAAGUGGAUAAUGAAGAUAUAAAAGAUGAAAGAGAGGUUUGUGAAAACACUACUGGCGUGAUUGAAACGGAAACAGAAGAAGAGCCACAAAAUUCCAUUGAAAACAAAUCAUCUGAUAAAAAUAUAACAAUGAAUAAUGGCAACACAUUCAAGGAAAUUGAUAUAACAGAUGAAUCUAAAGUGGUAGAAAAUUUUAAAAAAGAGGCUAUAGACCAAGAUAAAAUGAAUCAAGAGAGCUUAGGAUAUUCAAACAAGACUGUGGACGAAGAUGUUGAAAGAUUGAUAUCAAGUUUGAUGACAAGCAAGCAGCAAUGUGAGAAGUUAAUAACAAAGGCUCAAAAUAUAUCAAGAGCUCUUUUACAUUUAUCAGAAGCUAGCAAAGAUUUUGGAAUGUUUUUGAGUGAGACAUCACUGAAACAAUUAGUUGAUUAUAAAGAAGAAAUGGCUUGUACAGGGGAAUGCUUCAGAUACAUGAAUAAAAAUACAAGCCUGCUAGAAGGUGUUUUAAACAUGUUCAUUAGUAACAUGUCAACCUUGAGUUCAAAAGCUCUUGGAGAUGCUUUGCUGUCUGUCAGGCAGUAUGAUUCCUGCAGAAUUGAGUAUGAUGCGUAUAGAACGGAAUACGAACGAACAACGAAAAUGGUGAAUGUUAGCGAAGAAAAAGUAAAAUUAGCAAAAAUGAGGUUUGAUGAAUGCACACAGAAGUUUAACAGAUCGCGAGAUGACAUCAUUGUCAAAAUUAAAAUGGUUGAAGAUAAUAAAAUCAUAUCAAAUGAUCAUUGUUCAUGUUCAUAUGCUCUUUAG